AUGAACAGGGCAAUUGCGAACUACUUGUCAAGAGAUCUUCCAUAUGAUUUAUCACCAGAAGAUGUAUAUGUUACUGCUAGUUGCACACAAGCUAUAGAAAUAACAAUGUCUAUUCUUGCAAAAACAAAUUGUAAUAUUUUGCUACCAAGGCCUGGCUUCCCAACUUAUGCACUUUGUGCUGCUUUUAGAAAUGUUGAGGUUAGGUACUAUGAUCUUGUACCUGAAAAUAAUUGGCAAGUUGAUUUGAAGGCAAUCGAAGAUCUUGCUGACCAAAAUACUAUUGCAAUUGUCAUUAUAAAUCAUGGGAAUCCAUGUGGAAAUGUAUACUUCUAUGACCAUUUGGAGAAGAUCGCAGAAACCACAAAGAGAGUGAAGACGCUUAUCAUAGCAGAUGAAGUGUAUGGACAUCUUGCAUUUGGAGAAAACCCUUUCAUAUCAAUGGGAUUAUUUAGUUCAAUAACACCAGUAUUAACCCUUGGUUCAUUGUCUAAGAGAUGGUUAGUUCCUGGUUGGAGACUUGGAUGGUUUGUCAUUAACGAUCCUAAUUGUAUCUUCAAAUCCCCUAAGAUUGUUGAACGUAUCAAGAAGUAUUGCGAUAUAGGUGGAGGUCCUGGAACUUUCAUACAUGCAGCAGUCCCCAAAAUUAUUGAAAGCACCAAAGAGGAUUUCUUUAGAAAUACACUCAAAAUGCUUAAGAAGAACUCAGAUAUAUGUUACGAAAAAAUAAAGGAUAUUCCAUGCAUCAAUUGCCCUUAUAAAUCUCAAGGCUCAAUGUUUGUUAUGGUGAAGCUCAAUUCAGCCAACCUCCAAGAUAUAAGUGAUGAUAUUGAUUUCUGCUUUAAGCUUGCCAAGGAGGAAUCUGUCAUUUUACUUCCUGGAACUGCUGUGGGAUUAAAGAUUUGGCUUCGAAUCACAUUUGCAGUUGAACCAUCUUUUCUUGAAGAAGGAUUAAGAAGACUCAAAUCUUUUUGCCUCAAUAAUGAGCUAAUUUUAAUUGCUGCUAAUUUUAUGUAUUAUAUUUUCAUUUUCUUGGCUAGUUUGGUGGAUAAAUUUGAAAAGAAAUAUUUUUGGAUUUCUGUUGUAUAA
Molecule: messenger RNA, 1086 nt
Organism: Capsicum annuum
Lineage: Eukaryota; Viridiplantae; Streptophyta; Magnoliopsida; Solanales; Solanaceae
Product: probable aminotransferase TAT2
Exons: 6
Coding region: 1-1086 (361 amino acids)
Biological process (GO): biosynthetic process; amino acid metabolic process
Molecular function (GO): pyridoxal phosphate binding; transaminase activity
Source: RefSeq, a predicted model, not a curated record